Pseudozyma hubeiensis SY62 is the source of this 426-nucleotide messenger RNA. Its product is annotated as phospholipid-transporting ATPase. The record is from RefSeq and is a predicted model, not a curated record. The transcript has 2 exons. NCBI's taxonomy places the organism in Eukaryota, Fungi, Basidiomycota, Ustilaginomycetes, Ustilaginales, Ustilaginaceae. Bases 1 to 426 code for a protein of 141 amino acids.
AUGAUGGGAUUCGUUGACCUUUAUACCUUCACACCAGAGGGGGAGCGGGUGGCAUGGAUAGGCGUCGUGGCUUCAGGAACGGGCGUGCUGGUAGGCAAGCGGCACGAGGCGAGAGGACGGGUCGAGAACGCGAGGGGAGUGGACCAGAGCUCAGACGUCUUGCUAGUGGCGACGCAUCGUCAGCCAAUGAGAAACGAAUGUUGGGUCCGCAAUCAGCAAAUGACACGAGCGAAUGUGGGGUCACGCAGCAAGCCUUAUCGAGCAGGAGAGGUGGAUAGCAGCAGACGAGUUGCCUAUCUUCCGAAACAGACGGGGAUCCACAGGACAGUGCAAGUCGAGCUGCAUGUUCCAGUAGGGGCUUCCGAAAGGAAACUCGACGGCAAGAAGCGGCGGUACACGGCGGCCAGACCUCAGGAAUACUGCUGA